Messenger RNA from Coffea eugenioides, 1962 nucleotides. RefSeq names its product tRNA (guanine(37)-N1)-methyltransferase 1. The coding region runs from base 71 to 1876 and encodes 601 amino acids. Gene Ontology annotation, biological process: tRNA N1-guanine methylation. Gene Ontology annotation, cellular component: cytoplasm. NCBI's taxonomy places the organism in Eukaryota, Viridiplantae, Streptophyta, Magnoliopsida, Gentianales, Rubiaceae. The record is from RefSeq and is a predicted model, not a curated record. The transcript is spliced from 9 exons.
UCACCCUUCCCAAGCCGCCCGCCCACCAGCGGUCCAGCAUACCACCACUCUCACCACCGCCACCACCCUUAUGGUUAUUAAACUCAUUUUCCGUCCUAAUUCUCUCCCCUUCUCCUUCCUCUCUUUUCCUCCCCGUCUCUUCUCCAGACCCCUAAACUUCUCCCUUCUAUCCACCUCCACCACCACUGCCGUCGCGGCCGUUUCCUCUACCCUACCUUACGGCCCCUCCCUCAGAAAAGGCUACAGUCCAUCCCCAUUUCCUCCAACUUUACAUCAAUGCCCCUCAUCUGAACAGGAAAGUGACUCCAAUUUAUUCGACGAAGAUAGCUUCACUCGAGUUUUCGACCUCGCCGCCCUUCGCGUACCUUCAGAGCUCUGUUUUGGGCUCGAAAACCGCCUUCGUGGCCACCUCCUUAACUGGCCUAGGGUUCGGAACAUUGCCAGAGUCCCCGGAGAUGAAAUUGAUGCUGAGCUAAAGAAAUUGUUCGCUGAUUGUUCAAGUUCUAAUAAUUUAAAUACCGAUAAUGAUGCUUUAGUGACUUUGAAUAGGAGAAUUUACGGAAAAGCUGACGGGGAUGGGGAGCUAUUGAGUCCUGUGUUGUAUAGGGAUAAGUUGGCUAGGACGUUUAAUUCAAGGGGAUUUGUGAACUUUAGGAAUUUAGCAAAAAUUUCGAGGCCAAAGAAGGUCAAGAAGAAGGAGGAGGAGAGAAAGGAAAAGGGAAAGAAAGGUGGAGUUGGGAGGAAUGAGAUGGCUGUUGUGGCGGUGGUGGAAGAGGAGGAGAGUGAUGUUAGUGGCUUGUUAGGUGAUGAGUUUAAGGGAAAAAGUUGGAGGGGUUCGACCAGGUUGCUGCUUUUGGAUGAAACUUAUGCAAAUAAAGGGAUUAAUGAGAUGCCUGAGGCCAUUAAGGCUGUUCUGAAAGAAUAUGUUGGGGACAAGGGGGACUCAACCUUUGAACUUGUCAAAUGCAAGUUGACGUUGUUUUAUAGUUACUGGCAGAUGAAUGAGGUCUUAGAAGCAUUGCUGCCGAAUGGCAUGAUUAUUCCUUCUGCCUUUGAGACUGUUGGGCAUAUUGCACAUCUGAAUCUGAGAGAUGAGCAUCUUCCUUACAAAAAAAUUGUUGCCAAGGUGGUUUUAGACAAAAACAAGCCAAAGAUACAGACAGUUGUCAAUAAAACUGAUAUCAUUCACAACGAUUAUAGGACAAUGCAGCUUGAAGUUUUAGCUGGAAACCACUCUCUCGUGACCACUGUAGUUGAAAAUGGACUGCGAUUUCAUGUUGAUCUAGCCACAGUAUACUGGAAUUCAAGGCUUUCAACUGAAAGGCAGAGGCUUCUGAAUUACUUUACACGUGAUGAUGUUAUCUGUGAUGUUUUUGCUGGGGUGGGCCCAAUAGCUUUAGCUGCUGCAAGGAAAGUAAAGCAUGUAUAUGCUAACGAUUUGAAUCCUUAUGCUGUUGAUUAUUUGGAGAGAAAUUCUGUCCUUAACAAACUUGAGAGGAAGAUUGAGGUUUUCAACAUGGAUGGAAGGAGGUUCAUUGACACUAUUUUUGCAAGCCAUAAAACUCGACCAGUGACACAAGUAGUCAUGAAUUUGCCAAAUGAUGCGACAGAGUUUCUUGAUGCAUUCAGGGGAUUAUUCAGAAAACAUCAUAAGGAUAGAGGGUAUACCUUACCCAGAAUUCAUGUGUAUGGGUUUUCAAAAGCUCAGGAUCCAGAGUUUGACUUCCAUGAGCGCAUUAGGAUUGCUCUGUCUGAGGUGGCUUUUGAUGUGGAGAUGCACAGAGUUCGCAUUGUUGCACCUGGAAAAUGGAUGCUGUGUGCAUCAUUCACUCUGCCCGAGCGUGUAGCAUAUUCAAAAACAGUAUCAAUUUUGUAAUUUUGUAAGUUGGUGAGCUUCUUACUCUGUAAAUGAAAUUGUACCCAUAACUUGAAAAUAGAUGAAUUUUUUCUUUUGCCUCAUGA